This is a messenger RNA of Lichtheimia ornata, 2331 nucleotides long. RefSeq lists its product as uncharacterized. Gene Ontology annotation, biological process: DNA replication initiation; DNA replication. Lineage: Eukaryota; Fungi; Mucoromycota; Mucoromycetes; Mucorales; Lichtheimiaceae. The record is from RefSeq and is a predicted model, not a curated record. Gene Ontology annotation, cellular component: nuclear origin of replication recognition complex; nuclear pre-replicative complex; DNA replication preinitiation complex. The coding region runs from base 1 to 2331 and encodes 776 amino acids. The transcript is spliced from 12 exons. Gene Ontology annotation, molecular function: DNA replication origin binding.
AUGGCCACCAUCACUUCCGGCAAAGACGCUUUUGAUUCGAUAUCCGAGGGCUGUUUCCUUGUCCUGCCUCAAUCACGACGUUCCAAUGCUUCCUCCUCUUUGAAUGCUGGUCAAAAGCGCAAACGCAGUACUCGAAAAGCUACAGCGACGAGUGCCAGUCAACGUGCAAAUACCAGCGUCCUUGAAAAUGAUGGUUUUCAACCGUUGUUCAGUGGUGAUGAGCCUUCAGCAUGCGUAUCGAUGCGACACAAGUUUUUCCAAGCCGAGUGGAAAAGGAUGAAUGAUCUUAUCAAUGACAUCUUGCUGGAUACGAAUAGCGCUGUCAUCAAUUCGAUUGCUGAUUUUGUCAACCACUCUGCUCAGGAACAAGGUCUUAUUGCAUUACCUUUUCAUGAAAUUCCAACGGCUUUGGUGUUUGCUGGUAUCAACACACCGGAUCAUGAAACCCAAUUUGAGCAAAUUGUGAGCCAUUUACGACGAGACAAUCAUUACGUGGCCUUGCUUCAGUCAAAGGAUUGUGGAAACAUCAGGAACAUGACCAAGACGAUGAUCGAGCAGUUCCUUUCAGAGACGAUGGUGAAUGAUGAUCAACAAGAAUUGACGGAUGAGCCUAUGUUUCAAUUUGGCGGUAGUGGUCAUAGUGGCGCAAAAUCGGCCAAGAGAUCCAAGCUUCCACCUUACGAUUUCCAAAUCCUUGAAGGAUGGUAUCGCCAUGCAAGCCGCAACAAACAAUCCAACUUGGUGGUGGUGCUACAAGACAUUGAGACAUUCGAAGCACAAGUGCUACAGGAUUUUAUUUCUAUUUGCAGCGAGUAUCGACGACGACUGCCUAUUGUUUUCAUUAUGGGCAUUGCCACCUCAAGUGAGAUUUUGCACCAAUCCUUGACCAAGGCAUCUAUCAGUCUUUUGCGUGUGGAGAAGUUUUGGUUGGAACAAAGUGAAGUUUGGCUCAAUCGUGUGCUUGAAACGCUGUUCAUUGAGCGAUCGGAUACUCUCAAAUUCGGCCCUCGUCCCUUCCGGUUUCUGGUGGAUCAUUUCUAUCUGUAUGAUUUUUCAAUGGGCAAGGUGACCGCUAGUUUAAAGUAUGCCUUGAUGCAUCAUUUUUAUGCAAAUCCAUUGUCGAUCCUGCUGCCACUCCUGGGAUAUGAUGCUCAACGAUUGCAAAGUACGCUUACCGAAUGGCACGAGGAAGGCAUCCUUUGUAUACAUCAUGCUACCUUUUUACGUAUGCUUCCAUCAUUCCGGAUGCAUGUGAAUGCACUCGCCGAUCAAGAUCCACAUGAAGCACUCUGUCUCCUGGAUGAUGAUGCAUAUUUGAUGACCAAAGCAUUGCCGCAAUUCGUUCUAGGCCUUCAGCGAUAUCAACAUCAUUUUCGAUAUGGCAUUGAAUUGAUCCGUAUACUUCAUCAACAAUUUCCCGACAUUACGGGUCUCAGGAAACCGAAGAGGGAGUUAUUACGUAUGGCCCUUGAAUCCGAUACAGCAGCAUUGGGUGAAGCUAUCCGAUUGCCGGCUGAUCUUUUGAGAAAAUGUGAAGGGGACAAGUUGAGGCGUUUCUUGCAGCAGCUGCAUGCGGUAACAAUGCAAUUCAGCCACGAGGAAGAAGAACAACAAGAAGAAGAACAAGGAGGGCAAGGAGAAGAUAACAACAACAACAACAUGACACUCUUGGAAGAUUGGAUGGAACGUUUGCAACAAACUUUGGAUGCUGAAACCACCAAAGCUCAGGAGGCGAAGAUGAAGAAGCGGGAGAAAAAGUUGGAUGCCAUGGUGACGGAUACAACACGGCACACUGUGACAGCCAAAAAGGUGCAAGAUGAAUCAGUAAAGUACCUCAAGAAAACGGGUACUGACAAGACAAAGAUUGCAAUGGAAGUGGCAGACUGGAUCAGCCGAACCUUAAACAAGUGCCUUAUGCAAUCGAUUACCACUGUGCCAAUGUACGAGUUGGCUUAUUACACCAAUGUCAGGCUGCACGAAAAGUCAUUUUCAGCACAACCACGAGCAUCCGUUCAAACCGGUCUUGGACAAGCACAUCACUACCUGAAUUGCAGCUGCUGUACACGCCCAGAGCACAUCAUGCCUUCCGAACACGACACCUGCAUCUUGUACAAGUUAUAUCUCGAGUGUGGUCGAAUGAUCAAUCUUUACGAUUGGUUUGUUGCUUUCGGAUGCAUUCUAGAACGAGAAAAACGAUCCGAACGAUUGGAUGAAAAAGAAGUCCAAGCACGCUUUGUACGAUCCGUUGCAGAACUUCAGUUUCUAGGAUUUAUCAAAUCGACUCAACGAAAGACGGAUCAUGUUCAACGUCUCACGUGGUCCAAUAUCUAA